Molecule: messenger RNA, 462 nt
Organism: Labrus bergylta (ballan wrasse)
Lineage: Eukaryota; Metazoa; Chordata; Actinopteri; Labriformes; Labridae
Source: RefSeq, a predicted model, not a curated record
GGGCGGGAUUUUCCAGCCGUGACGUCCUAACUUUUCCAACAAUCUCGUCACUUUAACAUCAUGGCGUAGCGAUGUGGACGGACAGCCGGGGGUAGCACUGGUGGGCACGGAGACGUUUAGGAACAUAACCGUUGGAAUUUUUUAUUAUAAAUACAGGAAACUUACCAACUCUCGUCGAGAGGAGAUUCGGUAACGGUUUUUUAUCAGCGACUGAAGAUGAUGUCUGAUGCCAGCGACAUGUUGGCAGCUGCACUCGAGCAAAUGGAUGGCAUCAUAGCAGGCUCCAAGGCUCUAGACUACUCUAAUGGACUAUUUGACUGCCAAUCACCUACCUCUCCCUUCAUGGGCAGCCUGCGGGCGCUGCACCUUCUGGAGGACCUGAGGAGCGUCCUGGAGUUGAUGGACACAGAGGAAAGGGAGAGUCUCCGCUGCCAGAUCCCCGACUCCACAGCUGACAGUCUA